AUGGAGUACCUCUCUGCCCUGAACCCCAGCGGCCUGCUCAGUCCAACUACCAGGUCAGUGUCCAAUGUGAGCUCUGAGGUUGGCCGUAGGGUCUGGAACUCAGCUCCACCACCCAAGAGGCCUUUCCGUGUCUGCGAUCACAAGCGGACCAACCGGAAAGGUCUGACAGCUGCCACGCGCCAGGAACUGCUAGACAAGGCAUUGGAGACCCUGCUGCUGAGUGGAGUGCUAACACUGGUGCUAGAGGAGGAUGGGACCACUGUGGAGAGUGAGGACUUCUUUCAGCUGUUGGAGGAUGACACAUGCCUGAUGGUGCUGGAGUCAGGGCAGAGCUGGAGCCCCACCAGGCACAGCGGAAUGCUGUCAUAUGGCCUGGGCAGAAAGAAGCCCAAGCACAGCAAGGACAUCGCCCGCAUCACUUUCGAUGUGUACAAGCAAAACCCGAGAGACCUCUUUGGCAGCCUGAACAUCAAAGCCACAUUCUAUGGGCUGUAUUCCAUGAGUUGUGACUUUCAAGGACUCGGCCCAAAGAAAAUACUCAGGGAGCUCCUACGUUGGAUCUCCACACUGCUCCAAGGCGUGGGCCAUAUGUUGCUGGGCAUUUCCUCCACCCUGCGCCACGUAGUGGAGGGGACUGAGCAGUGGCAGCGGCAGGGCCGCCUCCAUGCCUACUGA
This is a messenger RNA of Loxodonta africana (African savanna elephant), 675 nucleotides long. RefSeq names its product cell death inducing DFFA like effector b (gene CIDEB). Gene Ontology annotation, biological process: apoptotic process; regulation of apoptotic process. The coding region runs from base 1 to 675 and encodes 224 amino acids. The record is from RefSeq and is a predicted model, not a curated record. The transcript has 5 exons. NCBI's taxonomy places the organism in Eukaryota, Metazoa, Chordata, Mammalia, Proboscidea, Elephantidae.